Messenger RNA from Rotaria sp. Silwood1, 6420 nucleotides. NCBI's taxonomy places the organism in Eukaryota, Metazoa, Rotifera, Eurotatoria, Philodinida, Philodinidae. The record is from the annotation of a GenBank genome assembly.
UGGCAUCAAGAUAACCGUCUAAGUGAAUCUGACUCAUUUUUGUUUCGUCAAAUAAUACUGAUUCUCUGCAAAAUAAAAGUGUAUCCAGAUAAAUUGACUCAGUCGAUUGUAAGUUGUUUGAUAGAUAUUGGAAACGAUUUACAGUAUUUAUAUAACAAAGAUAACAUGGAAUAUUUUUUGAAAUUAGUGGGUCUUUACACACAAAAUGAACAAAUUAUGGAAGCAAUUGUGAAAUGUAUAUGUUCACAGUAUUACAUUGAAAUGUUUCAAUGGACUGAAUGUGAAAAUUUUCUAUUGACAUGUCCAACGUACUGGAUAGCUUAUAGAGGUCAGACAAGUAUUUUCCACUGCAGUUGAUCUGAAGUUUCGAAUGUUUUUCAGGCCCGCAUAGAGAAGAGAUGGCCAAUAUGUUAUUGGAUAGUCUGUUAAUAUCUGUAGUUGAUAUACUGCAGCAAAAAUACACUAAACAAAGGCAGAAACCUUUGAUCUUAUUGAUUGAUUUACUGAGUUAUAGUCUUACACUGUGUGCCACAAGUAAAUUUGAAAGUGAUCAUCUGAUGAAAAUGAUCGAUGGUUUAUUAUCGAUACUAAGCGAACAAGCAUUACUCGAAGAAAAUCGACCAAUGAUCAAAAGUAUUCUUCAUUUGUUGUUAAUUUUGAUCAGCAAUAAUGAAAUGAUUUUGCAUCGCAUCAAAGAAUUUCAGAAAUUCUUUCUGACACUGAUUGAUAUAGAAGAUGAAGCAUGCCUUAUAUUAGCUUUGUUGAUGAAUGAUGAUGAAAUUAAAACUAUAGUCAAUAGCAAGGAGAACUUUAGUAUGGUUUUACGGGAAUAUCUUUGACAACAAAAUAAUGAAGAAGAUAGUCGAAUUAAGACACUAAUACAAAGGUUGAAAGGUAAGUAGACUUUGCUAACAUAUUUCAUGUAGAAUUUAAUUAGUAAAAGAAUAAAACAAAAAAAUAAGCAGACAGAAACAGUGAUACACUAAGAAAAAAGAUUAGAAAAUUCACAAUCGAAUAGAAACUAUUGUUUCAUUUUUAAAUUAGCUAGCAAAACGUUAGCAAAAAAUUAAAGUUUUCCUAUCUUCUGUGUCUACAAGAGUUUAAGCAUUUCCUAGUAUUGAUUUUUAACAGCCAAAUUUAAGUCAGUAAUAACUCAGUGUGUAUAAACGACUUGUAUAGUUUUCAGUUGUGUAUUACAAUUCUUUUAUAAUUCUUCGAAUGUAUUCUUUCUUAACAGCUACUUUGUAGGGUUUGUUCAACAUCAGUAAAUUGUUUUUCCCAUAACACGAAUCUUAACUUUAUCACAGAACGAUCCAAAACAUUUGAAGCGAUGACAACUUGUUAGAGCUGUUUUUAUAUUUGAUGUUGUAUCGCUAUGUUAAGUUUUUUCAUUAUUGGGUAUUUCAUCUUAUGAAAGUACCUGAUCGAUAAAGAACGAGGGAAACAUGUCACCUAGGAUAAGCUUUGCAACAGAUCGUGAUAGGAAUAGAAUACUUGAAACUUACUAUAAUUCUUCUACAGCACACUUGAUCUGAAUAGAUGAACUAGCAGUCUAUAAUAUACCUAAAAACACUAAUAUUCAUUGAGGAUGUAUCCAAAGAUUCAAAGUAAACUUCUAUAUAAAACUGGAAAACUAUCAAAUCUAGCUGUUUGGAGAUGGAUAUAUGCAAUUAUUUAUGUUUCGUCUUUAUUCAAACAUAUCAAAAGUACGGGUGUACAAUACUAGUGAACGACUAUUAGUGAACUGAUAUUGAACAGUAGGCCAUCAAAGUCUCAGCAUCGUUGUAUGCGUACCAAGAUCAUCGCUAAUCACUAUUUAGAAUCGAAUUAAGUGAUUACAUUCUACAGAAUUUUGUGUCUGAAAGAAGUAUUUCUAGCCAUAAACAAUCUAUUCAUACAUAAUUAAGAUACUCAAUAAUGAGAAAAAAUGAUAAAAAAAUAAAAAAACGAUCCUGACAUUUUUUUUUCAUAUUCGAACGAUAAAGAUCACUUUCCAGAAAAUAUUCAAUACCAAAGCACAAACAAGAAAAGAGGUUAUUGAUUUCAUUGAUGAGCCUUCUAGUGGAAAAUUAUAGUAGAAACAGAAAUACUAUAUGAUUUGCUCAUUCUUCUAUCGGCCAAAAUAUGAUGGAAUUGCUGACAUAUAAAUCAUCUUCAUGUUCUGAUUAAUCAAUAAUUUUUCUCUUACCUAUAGUUGUACUGGAACUCUCAGUUAAUGAAGAAGAAACAAUAACUCAACGUGCAGUUCCAACUACACUUUCACUUCAAUCAAUCAUUGUAUCCAAUGAAAAUACGAACAAAGAAGAAGUAGUAUUAAUUUGGUACGAUAAAAACAUUGGGAUAUACAAUGACACAAAAAAAACUAUCGAAUUACUUCAACAAAUAAACGAUUAUGUUUCAAUUUGUUCGAAUCGCGAGACAUGCAUUGAAUAUAUUAGACAAAUUCAAACAGAAAAAAUCUUUCUUAUUCUAUCAGGUUCUAGUGCACACGAUAUUCUAGAUGAAAUACAUGAUCAUCAACAAAUUGAUUCGAUUUUUAUUUUUUGUAUGAAACGUGAAAAGUAUGAGACAUAUUUAAAUAACAACAAAUAUUAUAAAGUCGUUGGAAUCUAUACGAAACAUGAACCAUUAUUGACUGCUCUACAAGAAAAUAUUCGUUAUUUAAUAAAACAAACAGAAGCAGCAGGUUUAUUUGAUCAAGAUGAACGAUCAAUGAGAAAUUUAAAUCGAGAAUUAUAUACAUUUAAUUGUUUUUUUGCAUUCAAACAAGUUCUUUUAAAAACUGAUUACAAUAGCGAUGCAGCAAAACGUGAAAUGAUUGAAAUAUGUCGGAAUUAUUAUCGUAACAAUAAAAAAGAACUAAUGAAUAUUGAUGAAUUUGAACGAACAUAUCAAUCACAGGAUGCAAUCUAUUGGUAUACUAAACAAACAUUUCUCUAUCGUUUAGUAAAUAAAGCAUUACGAACUGAAGACUAUGAAGCAAUGUUGGUGCUUCGGUUUUUUAUCCUUGAUUUAUGCGAAAAUCUUCGACAAAAGUAUGAAGAAUUAAAACAACAUUCACACAUUGUUAUAUCCUAUCGUGGAUUAAAAUUAACACCACAAGAGAUUUAUAAUCUUAAACAGAAUGUAGAUGAAACAAUAGUAACAAAUGGAUUUCUAUCGACUAGCAGAUCAAAAGAUGUUGCUUAUGCAUUUGCAAAGAAAGGUACAAAACGUUCGAAUGUUGAAACAGUUAUGCUGGAAAUUGAUGUGGAUAUGUCAAAAGUAACAGUAAUUCUAGCUGAUAUUGCUCAAUAUAGUGAUUAUCCAGAAGAACAGGAGAUUCUCUUCGAUUCAGGUGCAUCAUUUACUAUAAAUUCAGUACUUUAUGAUAUGAUAGAGAAGAUAUGGGUUGUUAAAUUGACAGCUAAGGCAGAAGAGUCAUGGAUUAGUGAUAUACAAACAUUCCUGAACGAAUAUAGUUCAGAAAGAGAUAUGAACAUAUUGUUGGGUAAACUAUUGUAUAGAAUGGAAAAGUACAGCGUAUGUCGAAAAUAUUUCAAAAACCUUAUCAAUAUCUAUGGAAAUGAAGAACACGAAAAAUUAGCUAAAAUUUAUGAUUAUAUUGGAAGAUCGUCCCAUUGGCUGGAAGAUCGUGACGAAGCUAUUGUUAAUUGUGAAAAAGCAUUUGAGUAUUAUGUUUUUAUAAAUCGUUUGGAAGAUGCUGCCAUGAUAACAAGUUUGAUUGCUACUCAGUAUAAGAUUAAAGAUGAUAAAGUGAAUGGACGACUUUAUCUCAUGAAAUCAUACGAUAUGUGGAAGGAAACGCCGACAUAUUAUUCAGAAAAUCCUCAUUGUGGCAUAGGUCGUAUAAUGAUAUUGUUUGGCUUAUUUGAAGAAGAUAAUCUAAUAAAACGUGAUUAUUUCUUAAAAGCUUUGAAAAUAUAUGAAAAUCCAUCUAACACGUGUGAACAUAGCGAUCACGAUGAAGAGAUUGCAAUAGUGUGUGACCUUAUAGCAAGUAUAUAUUAUGAAGAUAACGAUUAUGACAAAGCAUUCGAGUAUAUUAUGAAAAGUAUCAAUAUUCUAGGAAAAAAAAUGGUGUCAGCUCGAACUCGUAAAUACUACGUUCAAUGUCUCAACCUGUUAUGGAGCAUUUGUGACAAAACCUAUAACGAUCUUUGGUCGACAUAUAAAAACCAGUUCGAUCAGUUAUUCGAUAUUGAACUUGUUCAAUUAGAUCCUGACCUCAAAGACCUGUUCGACAGUACAAUUGAUCUACGAAGAAUACAUCUUGACACUAGAGAUGCUGAUAGUAGAGUAUCAGCUGAGUUUUUACAACAUUCAUUGAAAUUAUUGAAAUUUCUUCUAAAAUCCGAUCCAAAGAAUUAUGAGAAAAUUAUCCAAGCACAUAUGGACAUUGGUCUAGCUUAUGAGAAAACAAAAGAUUAUGAUUGGUCAUGUCAACACUAUGAAAAAGCUUUAGAAAUGUGUCAAACAUACGCUCCAAAUAAUUCAAAACAGAUUUCAACAAUUUUUAAACAUUUAAGUCAUAUAAGUUUGGAUAGAAAUAAUUUUGAUCAUGCUAUUAAUCUUCGAAUGAAAUCGCUUAGUGUGAACGAAAAAACAUAUCAUCUAACAGAGAAAGAAAACGAAGCUCAAUGUUAUUAUGAUAUUGAUCAGAAAUUCCUAUCUAUUGAUCCUGACAAAGUACUUGAAUUUAUUCAAAAAUCAUUAGAAAUUCGACAACAAAUUUUACCAGAACAUCACGUCAACAUUGCCUUUUGCCAUCAUGAUAUUGGUGUUGCUUACGAGAAGAAAGAUAUGUUUGAUGCAGCACUAGAACAUUACGAAAAAGCUAUUGAAAUAUAUGAAAAACAUUUAUUUGAUAAAGAAGAAUAUCAAUUUAAUGUCAAGAAGGCGUACAGUCGGUGUUGUUCUAAUAUUGCUAAAAUUUAUUGUCAUCAAAGAAAAUAUGAUAAUGCAUUUACUUAUAGAAUGAAAACAUCAAGUAUUGACGAAAAGUACUGUGACUUAAGCGAAAAAGAAAAGGAAGCACAAUGUUACUUUGACAUUGCUAAAGAGUUAUAUGGGACAGAUCCUAAUAAAGAACUUGAGUUUACUGUAAAGUCAUUACAAAUUCGACAAGAAAUUUUACCAAGAGACCACAUCACCAUUGGUUUUUGUUAUCAUGAAAUUGGUGCAGUUUACGAAAAAAAAGUCAUACUUGACAUAGCAUUAGAACAUUACAAAAAAGCAAUUGAGAUUUAUGAAAAACAUUUAUUUGAUAAAGAAGAAUAUCAAUUUAACGUCAAAAAAUGUAACGAUAUAUGUCAUACUAAUGUUUGUAUAAUUUAUUGUCGUCAAAGAAAAUAUGAUGAUGCAUUCGUAUAUAGAAUGAAAGCAUUAUGUGUUGACGACAAGAAAUGUCAUUUAACUGAAAAAGAAAAAGAAGCACACUGUUACUUUGACAUUGGUAAUGAGUUAUGUUGCACAGAUCCUGAUAAAGCACUUGAAUUUAUUCUUAAAUCAUUAGAUAUUCGACAACAAGUGUUACCAAGAGACCACAUCACCAUUGGUUUUUGUCAUCAAAAUGUUGGUGCAAAAGAAUAUGAAUUUAAUGUUCUACAGCUUUAUGGACAAUGUCAUAACGGUUUAGCUAUAUGUUAUGCUAGUAUCGAAAAAGGUAAAAAUGUUAAUGCAAUUGAUUAUACGUUAAAAGCAUUACAAAUUUUUCAACAAUAUUCUCCAGAAAAUAAAAUCGAUGUUGCCCGAUGUUAUUGGAAUUAUGGUUAUAUCUCAUGGAUGAAAGGACAAUACAAUGAAGCAAUUGAACAACUAUAUAAAUCAUUAGACAUAGUAUUAUAUCAAAACACAAUUGAUGUAGGACGUUCCUACCAUCUUUUAGGUGUUUGCUAUUACGAAAAAUUCGCAUAUCAACAAGCAUUAUCAUUUUUUGAAAGGGCCUUGAAAAACUACGAACAAUUUUUACGAAAUCUAAACGAUGAAAAUGCCGGACUACUAUUAUAUUAUACAUCUUUAUGUUUAUUCAAAUUGAAUAACUACAAUCAAGCUCUAGAAUAUGCAAUCAAAUCAAAUCAAGUUCGGGAUGAAAUAUUUUCAUCGAUACAUGUGCAAAGAGCAGCAUCACAUAGUAUAUUAGCAUUAAUAUAUGCAAAAUUACGACAAAAAGAAAAAUCUAAUCAACAUCGUAUUGAAGCUUUAGAAAUAUCGAAACAGUUAAUUUCAAAGAAUGAAAAAGUCACAAACAUUGGCAGUAUAUUUGAGAAUAUUGGUGAACUGUAUAAGAAUCGAAAUAAUCAACGGCAAGCUCGAAAAUAUUAUAAAAAAGCACUACAAUAUACAAAGCAAGAGAAAGUGGAUGAUCAUCCAGAUAUUGAACGUAUUCAAAAAAUUAUUGAUAGUUUAUCAACAAACUAA